AUGGCUGCCUCGCCGUCGGUGCCUCACACGGGCCUCGGUCUUUUGGGAAUGACCUGGCGUCCCCAGGUGACGCCUGAUGAACAAGCCUUUGCUGCUAUGAAGGCUGCUGUCGAGUGUGGUGCCACCUACUGGUCCUCCUCUUCGGUCUACGGCAUGCCCCCGAGCCAGUCACCGCCGAAGUAUCCCGAGGACGCGCCCAAGGUGACCCUUUUCAUCCGCGCCUGUCGCGAUGCUGCCACGGCCUCCCCGACCUGCACCCGCGACGGUGUACGUGCCAGCUGGGCAGAAUGCGAAAGCUUCCUCGGCGGCGUCAAAAAAAUCGACUGCUUUAGGCCCGCGCGCAUAGAUCCGAAAGUACCCGUAGAGGAAACCAUCGGCGCCCUUAAGGAACUUCAGGACGAGGGCAAGAUCGGCAGUAUCGGCCUGUCUGAAGUGCGUGCUGAAACCAUUCGAAAGGCAUCUGCCGUCUGCCCCAUCCGGUUCGCCGAGAUCGAAUUUUCACUGUGA
This is a messenger RNA of Anthostomella pinea, 507 nucleotides long. The record is from the annotation of a GenBank genome assembly. NCBI's taxonomy places the organism in Eukaryota, Fungi, Ascomycota, Sordariomycetes, Xylariales, Xylariaceae.